UCCCAAUACCAUCACACCACUGCGUAUCGUCACCUUGCUCCUCGCUGCUCAGCCAUGACAUCCAGCGAGGCUCCUGCUACCAGACCCUUGCCACUGGGCAGCAGAAGCAUCAACACAUUGCCCAAGAGCGGCUCCCUACUCUUGGACAAGUUACGCUCGAAGGAGAUCCUGCCGUUCCUACCACCCACUCCCCCUCGCACACAGUCGCCCAACGACACAAGCAGUCGCACCACCCACACAUCCGUCCGAAGACAAUCGCCUCCCUCGCCUUCGCCUCAGAAGAGUAUGAGCUCUUCCUCUCACUUGCCGAUGUCCGGGCCCUCAACUCCAGCAAGGGGAUUGGACCCCAAGCGCAAUCGGCCUAUGUUGAGCCCUGCGCUGAGUGUUGACGGCAUCUCUCCCAAUCCGAGGGAGAGGAAGAGAUUGGAUGAGAGACUCACCCCAGCGAAAGAAAGACUUGGUUCGAUCGAGGAGGUGCAAAACGAUAGGUCUGCACGCAGAGGCAAUGCUCUAGCGCAGAAGACAGCACUUGCUGAACGCCAUCUGGACAGCAACGCAAGUGACAGCGAAUGCGAUGAAAGUGACGGAGAGACCUACAACAACAUUCAGCGCCAACGCAUCAGCUCUCAGCAAGCGAUCAGAUCGAGCCCAGCAAAUUCUACUGCUGUUGCCGAUGUUCGCCGUAAAGCAACCACCAGUCGAGCACGCCAGGCAGCGCUUGAUCGCGAGCUCCUCAACGCCUCCCAGUCGAUCAGCAAUGCAUCCACCCCCUCUUCCUUCGAUCUCUCCCAUUCUCUCUCACAAGGAUCCGAUAGCUCCAUUUCCAGGAGAUCGAAGCGUGUGGCCACUAAGACCGUACACGGCAAGGGUGUCUGGCCAGCAUUAGCCCCGGUAGCUGUGGAUUCCAGUAAGCAGGGAGCAGCAAAGUCACAAAGUGCUCGCAAGGCAGCCGUCGCUUCUUCAUCACGCCACAACGCGAAUCAAGAACUCGAGCAGUCAGCUUCUCAGCCUGAUCGAACUGCUUCCUCCCUGAAGUCAAUACGCAAAGCCAAAGCCAGCCACGAAGCUGAGCGUCCCAGAGUAUCAUUCUCUCAGCCUCUGCCUACGACCAAAGUCCCUGCAUUUGGAGACCCUCGUCCACCUGGCAAUCGCCGGCGAGCCACGUCAUCUCAGCCAGUCCGUACUCCCACUAAGACAUUCGCCUCAGCAGCUGAGAAGCGGGCAUUCUUCUCGACAAUCAAGCGCCUGCCUCCCCUCAAACCAGAAGAGAAGCUCAGCCCUUUCGUCCCCGCGCCUGCCAGCCCUGGCGAAGACCCGAUCUUGCUCAAGGGUCACCCUGACGAAUAUGAGCCUGAGUGGGUACGGGAGUACGAUGAAGGCGAGGAGAAUGACACUUUCGCAGCUGUGAAGACGCGGCACAAGGCAUCGGACGACAACCCUAGCCGAGUCGAGACGCAGCAGGGAGAGGACGUUAGACGAGCCGAAGGGGACACACAAGAUGGCAGUGCCCCACGUCAAGAUCAGGCAGACCUACAGGUAGACCCAGAAGCGGACCUAAGCGACUUCUCUAGACAAGCUCAAGAGCUACAUCAUGUCAUCAGUAGCGUGCAAGAUGAUCCGUUCGCUAUUGGAUACGGGCAAUACGACAACAUUGAUGUCUUUGACGCAGGUGUGUCACACUCUUACUCCGACGACGACAACGACUACAACGCUGCCCACGUGAGCGAUGUCGAAGAGGAAGCCUCAGGGCUCGCAGCACAGAAGGAAGUCCUCUCGCAUGAGCAGUCUCAAGCCCAGGUCGCUGCUAGCGAUGAUGAAGAUCAGGGGCUUGCAGAGACAUCGCAGGAAGUCGAAUUCGAUUCUCAGGACACUGCAGUCGAAGAUGUCGAACGUCAAAGCUCAGCUGUGCCCGCUUUCGCUACAGAUGAGAAGAGCAAGACCAUUGGAGCUGAAGUCAUGGAAGCAUACGACCUAGAGGAGGCAGCCGAGCCUGUCGACGAGUGCGUUGACUCUGGAGCAGGCAAUGAUAGCGCUGAAGAAGAAGCGGCAGGGGAACUCUCUUUCUUUGUGGAGCAGCGCGAGCUUCGGCGCGAGGAAGAUGAGGAGGCUGAAGGUGAUAUGAGUGUCUCCUACGAAGAGCCAGCGCGAGCCCAGGAAGAAGGAGAUCAGCAAGCCCAAGAAGAAGAAACUACGUACGACGAAGACGAGGUCGAUGCGAGUCUCGCAGCACUUGCCCCUGCCGCGGUUCAUCCGGACAGCGAAGCUGAGGAGGAGGCCGAUCUUGAAGCAUCGCUACAGGCCCUCGACGUCAAUGCUUCGUCCUCUCAGGGGAAAGUCGAAGCAGUAGAAGCCGCACCCAAAGAGGCUGCAGCGGCAGAGGCUGCCGUCGAGAAUGACAUUCAGCCCGCACCUCAAGAAGGCAUGGCCGACUUGACCCGUCCGAGAGGCACACAGCUGGCCGCCCACAACCUCGAUACGGCUCAACAAUCCCAGAGUGGGUAUCCACACUCUAGUGUUGACCAUUCUUACCUCCACUCAAAUUCGUCGCGCUCCAUCAUGCACUCGAUGGCACGUCCAACGUCUAUCGUUGAGGUCAUGAGCACAGAUGCCGAAGCCGCCGCUCGGGCCGCUGCUAUUCUUCGAGUACACCACAAGUGGAUCCACGAGGGGCACGUCGUCACGGAUGAAGAUGAGGGUGCAGAGGCUACCUUUGUCGGGAGCGUUCUGGCGAGUGAUGCAAACGCGACAACAAUGGGUAACGAAGGGCUCCUGCCAGGGCUGCUCAGUCAAGCUGAGUCAGAGCUUCAGAAGAGUCAAAAGGCGGCAACCUCAGUCGUAAGGGACUCUACGCCGAGAGCCAAGGUACCACAGCUUGCAGCAACUCCCGCUGCGCCAGGAGCUUGGAGCUUCUCGCCCGCAAUUAGUGUGACCCCGGCUGCUGCCAAGGAAAGUCUACAAGUUCCUCAGACGUUGCAAUCUGGCGGUCAUGUCGAUGUUCGCGCUCUUCUGGAGGAGAACGCAGGCGCGUUCCCGAGGCAGGCCUGGAGAGCUCUCGACAAGGUCUUCCGGAGGACCGUACGACACAUGGCGGCUUCAGACAACUAUGGAAGUGGCGACCUUCAACCCACAUUGCUUGGUCAAAGACGAGCAGCAAGGGCGGUCGAACAGAGUGCCGUGGUCGAUGCGUUCAUUGCCGCUCACAACAUCGAAAAGAGCAUGCUGAGAAAGCGUUGGUCAUACACCAACCUUUCACGCUCCGUCCAGGCCUUGCAGCGACAUUGGUUCGUCCGGCUGGAAGCCGACUACCCAGGAUGCCUCACUGCCGAAGAAGCUGCUAUCGCCGAAAGACCCAUCAAUUACAGCGAUGGUAAUUCCACCAGCUCGAUCACACGACAGAGCUCGCCUGCUCUCAGCCAAUUCUUGAGAGAUCAGUCUAGCGUAGGUGACGUCUCUCCGAUGACGAGCGUCAGGGGAAGCAGCAGGCUCAGUAACGUGUUUGCCGACAUUGCGACGCACUCUACUCCACUGCAGGCGGGAAGGAGAGGCUGGACCCAUUCACUGAGUCCUGCGCCGAGCCCUAUCGCCUCUCAAGCCAGCCCUCUGCACGAACAAAGGCUCGAUGACCCUCUGAGCGAGGUCGAGGAUGAUACCGAAGAGGCAGAGCAAGAAGUACCAUUGGUGCCAGGGCCCCUUGAUACUUCUCGUGCUGAUUCGCCCGAGGAGGCAAGCUUGAUCCAAAGAACCUCGGCAGUCUUCACUCGAAGACUCUCCACACUCUUCGGCCAACCUAUCGAGGGGCUCCGCAAGCUCGUUGGGACAGCAUCUGUCAAUGGUGAUAGAGAGGAGCAGGAAGCUGAAGAGACAAGUGCAAGGCAUGCAGCUCCUGGCAGCCCUACGCCAUCUCUCUACCCAGCAUUGCCGGAGGCGGACUUCUUGCCGCCUCCUGUUCCACCGCCUGAGCCGACGCAGGAAGACCUCUCGGUCGCUUCCCGCUCUUCUCUCACCAGCAGAGCUAACACACCGUGUCAAGCUUCAGCAGAAAGGGCAGCAGUAGCUGACGAGUCCGCCGCCACCGAUGCCACCUCAAACGAAGACGAUUCGAGCAACGUCUCUUCCUCUUCUGCUUCCCUUGCACAGGAGGCGGCUACCGCGGCCAUGGCAAUGGCAGAGAAGCGCCAGCUGAAGAGCAUGAGCGCCUAUUCUCGCUCUUGGGUCAAGGACACGAAUGACAAGAUCAACAGCGAUGCCAGACGAGCCCCUCCCGCUUCUCCUACUCGAAGGACGAUGACGAUGACGAUGCUGAGGAAUGUGGAGCACACUCCGCCUAGCAAGCGAGCCAGCCAGCAGGUUCAGACUGCUGUCGUCUCGCCUAAAGGGCGCAGCUCCCUCUCCAAUGGUGUUCGAGCUACAGUCAACAAGCUCAACGCCAGCGCUUCCACCAUUACUCCUGGUUCCUCUCUCGCCGCCCCGACCCGCUUCCCUGCGCGUUCCAACCCCAGCACAUUCAGCAGCAGCAGCAGCAGCAGCAGCUCCAGCUCCAACCACCGCAUGGGCUGCUCCUCCUUUGUCCGUCCCACGGUGCUCGCUGGACUCACACAGGACGCGCACGAGGCGGCACGUGCGCAGGCUGCUAGCAUGUCUGCUAGUCGAGGGGGAAGGGAAUGGAUGAGUCCGCUCAAGAAGAAGAAGAAGCAGGAGGCGCUGCAGAGGGAGCAGGAGCGGGAGAAACAGAGGGAGGUUCUGAAGCUUAGGCGGAGCGGAGCUCAAGUGGUGCUGGUGGAGGCCGAUAAGGAGAAUUCUUUGGAUGCCUCGAGCUUCGACCUAUCGCUGUCGAUGAGCCGGUCGAGGGACGAAGGUAGCUUUGAGUCCAAGAGGGACUUGUGGACCCAGAGGAGCUUGAUUGCUAGUGCCGGAUCGAGGAAGAGCUUCACGAGACUAUGAGCUAUCACGCCACCUCUGCACAAGAAGGGCAGGGAGCAGUCCACGACCACUUUCUCCACCCAUCCAUCCAUUUAUAUACCACCAUCUGCUCCAUCUGGGCAGGCUAUACCCCACGUCCAGAUCUCAUCACGAUAUUCCAUUGGCGAUUCGACUUGCUUCGCUUCACUUUGUUUCAAUUCGACGCAAGAUCAUGAUCUAGACUUCGCUUUCUUCUAUAGUACAAGCCACCCCGCGGAAGGGGGGAUAGAAGUGGCAUUUUGCCUCUCUCUCUUUCUUCACUUUGUUAUCUCAGUCCCUUUUGAUCAAGUCAUCUAUAUCCCGCUGCUCCAAUCAAUGUCACUUCAAUCACGUAACGAGGC
This is a messenger RNA of Microstroma glucosiphilum, 5300 nucleotides long. RefSeq lists its product as hypothetical. Lineage: Eukaryota; Fungi; Basidiomycota; Exobasidiomycetes; Microstromatales; Microstromataceae. Bases 55 to 4941 code for a protein of 1628 amino acids. The record is from RefSeq and is a predicted model, not a curated record. The transcript has a single exon.